AUGGUCAAAGUCCCUACCUCAAUUCUUCGGAUCUGCAAUGAAGCUCCGCAGACCUUAGUGCAGAAGGAAUCACUGUCGAAAACCUCGCCUUCAAAAAGCUUAAAUGAUCCCGAACCUUGUUCAAAAAUUUCAGAACACAGUAUGAUCAGUUCAAAGACAUCCGAGAACCUAAACCCUCUGACCGAAUCCUCCGAGUUCUCUUUAUCUAAAGAACUGGUGGGACUUCUUCCGGAGAACUUCCGGCCCAAAUCAAACGAUGAAUUCAAGUGGAAAUCAACUCAGACUUUCAAGAUAUUUACCCAUGAUAACCUGCCGCCUUACGAGACAACAUUGAUGGCCAUUGAAGGGUUAUUUCAAAUACAAUCGGCCUCUCUGCACUUACAAUUCAUCCACGAAGAUGAGGCAAGAGAGCUACUGAAAAAUGCGUACUCUGGAAGCUCUUCUUCAUCAGACCUAUGUGAGCUCUUUGCUGCAGCUGCAGUGGGAUCUCAAUGGGAAGAGCGAGUUCCUACCGAGACCAUAAAUUGCUAUUUCAAUACCACCAAGGCACAUUUGGAUGAUUGUUUGGAGGAGGAUGAUUUGAGAGGGAUGAGGAUACUUGGACUAUGCUCAUUGUUUUUGAUGUCUGAGAAGCGAAUAUCAAGUUAUAGCUAUAUUGGAAAUGCCCUGCAGAUUGGAUACUCGAGAGGUCUUCAAUACACCCAAAAGCCUGAGAACAUACCACUCAAGUGCUGGGUCGGACUUAGAAGGUUAUGGAGAACCUUGGUAUUUUUCGAAAGCUGGAUAGCCGCAUCUUUAGGUCGUAUCCCAGUCUACAGCCUUAGAUGCAACAAUGUCGAUCUUUCUGAAUCGGAAAAGGCACUUGAUAACCAAGGGACUGUCAAGCGCAAUGCUAUUCAAGUUGAGCUUCUCAAGAUUGGGAUAUUAAACGCCAAAAUUCUCAAGGGCGUAUUCGCUCCUUCGACCGUGAGCCUUUCAGUUGUACGGGAAUUCAUGCUGGAAUUAGAGGGUUGGUUUGAUGAUCUCCCUGACUCUAUGAGACUUGCAAGUAUGCUUGGACCCGAUGUGAGUCCAGGAGAGAGGACGACAGUAUUCACGAUUCACAUCAUGUAUCUUGCGACUAUCAUUCUUUUAACACGAAGAGUCAUGGUUGGAGUUCUGGGCGGAAAGGGUAGCUAUUUGGAUGGCACCCUAAAGGAUUCCAUGCCCUAUGUCAGUGCGUGCAUUUCGGCCGCGAAACAAACUGCUGGGAUUCUUGCGCUUCUCUAUGCUGAAUGGGACGGCGGUCUUUUCAAAAAGUGCUGGUUGGCAAUAUGCUCUUCAUUCAAUGCAAGCGUCAUCUUGCUCUUCUCUGCCGCGCAUAAGAAAAUGCUUGGAGAACCACGUAUAAGCUACCAGAAUGACCUUUUUGACGCAGCGAAAUGCAUUGCAGCUAUUGAAGUUUCCGCAGAAAUAGAUGAAGUGUCUCGGUGUUAUCUGAAGAUUUUAGCUCCUUUCAGAGAGGCUGUUGAGGAGAGAGAUAAGGUUUAUUCGCCUUUUGAUAGAGCAUCACAUCCCCCGUUCGAUUGGAGACAAUCGGCAGUUUCUUUUCAAGACCCAGGCCAGUAUGGCUUGUAUGGCACGCCUCUGCCGGAAGACUCGGAAAUCACCAAUGGCCUUCUGGAUAUGAUUGGAAAGCCAUACGUGUACAAUCAAGGCUGUAGUGAUAGAUUUACCUCGCCGGAAUAUAAAAGCUACUUCGACGCUAGCAUCGGUGUAUCUCAAAUCUAUUCGCCCUCUAGUUCGAGCCCUCGGACGAUAGAAACACCGUUUUCGGAUUUUAAUUCGAAGACAAUCGAUACGCCCUCUCUACUUGAGGUAAAUGUAUGUCCAUCAAAAAAGAGAGGAAGACAAACCGAACUGGAUGAUGGGCGAGAAGGAAUCUGCUGGUCAGGUAACAAACGUUCACGGUAUUCUCCGAGAGCACUUGAGGCGUUUUUGAAACGUGUUGCUUGA
Morchella importuna is the source of this 1995-nucleotide messenger RNA. RefSeq lists its product as uncharacterized. The transcript has 5 exons. Bases 1 to 1995 code for a protein of 664 amino acids. Lineage: Eukaryota; Fungi; Ascomycota; Pezizomycetes; Pezizales; Morchellaceae. The record is from RefSeq and is a predicted model, not a curated record.